CAUUUGAGAUAUAGGAUGGAUGCAUAGAAGGGAAGGAGACGACUCCUCUAAAACUUGUGUUUGUGUGUAGGUGAGAAGUUGGGAUUCCCUGAUCAAUUAAACAUGGCUGAGGAGAGGGAUCCAGUAGAGUUGGGCAUGGCACUCGGCGCAGAUUCGAACAUGAAAGAAGACAGCGUAACAGCUAAGAAGAGGGCAAAACGGUGGGCAAUCACCGCAGAAGCGAGCAUGGAAAGAGAGAAGGGGAUGCUUGAUCAAGAUGAAGAUGACUUGUGUGUAGGUGAGAGGUUGGGAUUCUCCGAUCAAUCAGACAGGGCUAAGGAGAGGGAUCUAGUAGAGUUGGGCAUGGCACUCGGCGCAGAUCCAAACAUGAAAGAAGAUAAGGAAACAAGUAAGAAGUGGAGGGCAGAUUCGACACUGAUCAGCUCAGAUUCGACGAUGGAAGAAAACCCUGCACCGCCUGAGGUGUGGGUGCCAGAAACCUCGCCAAUCUUCGCAGAUACUAAGAUGGCAAUAGACAUCAGCUCAUAUUUCACAAUGAAAGAAUGCCGUGCAUCGCCGUGGGCGCGAGAAUCCAUCAUGUUAGGCAUGCCAAUCACCGCAGAAGCGAGCAUGGAAAGAGAGAAGGGGAUGCUUGAUGAAGAUGAAGAUGAAGAUGAAGAUGAAGAUGAUUUGUGUGUAGGCAUGCCAAUCUCCGCAGAUGCGAACAUGGAAAUAGACAGGGAAACGCAUCUUGUAAGAAAUAUAAGUGCUCCUUCCACACACGGACCCCACGCCCCCGCUGAUGAAGAUGAAGAUGCGGAGCAUAAGAAAUUAAUGGACCGCCGCAUGCACGCGCUAGCGACCCAAGGAAAUGUUGAUGGCUUUAUUAAAAUUUUAGGCUCGAUAUCCUCCGAACAGAACCCACUUCUCUGCCAAGUUAGUCCCCGGAAAAACACAUGCCUCCACAUAGCAGCAAGCUUUGGACACCAUGAUCUUGCCAAGUACAUCGUGAAAGAGUGUCCAGAUCUUAUAAAAAAUAAAAACUCCAAAGACGACACGGCACUUCAUAUUGCUGCUAGAAAAAGGAAUUUAUCUUUCGUUAAGAUUGUCAUGGAUUCAUGCCCUUCUGGAAGUGGCGCAUCCCAAGAUGUAGAGAAGGCUGAGCCUUCAUUGCUGGGAAUUGGUAACAAAGAAGGAAAUACAGUGUUGCAUGAGGCACUGAUAAACCGUUGCAAACAAGAAGAGGUGGUGGAGAUCCUUAUUAAGGCAGAUCCCCAAGUGGCUUAUUAUCCGAAUAAGGAGGGUAAGUCACCAUUGUAUCUAGCUGCAGAAUCACACUACUUCCAUGUCGUAGAGGCUAUAGGAAACUCUGAAGUUGAGGAGCGCAUGAAGAACAGAGACCGCAAAGCAGUCCAUGGUGCCAUUAUGGGAAAGAAUAAGGAUAUGUUGGAAAAAAUACUGACCAUGAAGCUCGGCCACCAAAAAGACAACCAUGGAAGGACUCCACUUCAUUGUGCAGCAUCCAUUGGAUAUCUCGAAGGAGUUCAAAUGCUGUUAGACCAAUCUAACUUGGAUCCAUAUCAAACGGACUCUGAUGGCUUCUGUCCCAUCCAUGUUGCAUCAAUGAGAGGCAAUGUGGACAUUGUCGACAAGUUGCUCCAGGUCUCCUCUGACUCAAUAGAGUUACUAAGCAAACGCGGUGAGAACAUUCUUCAUGUGGCAGCCAAGUAUGGUAAAGACAAUGUAGUCAAUUUUGUGCUCAAAGAAGAAAGGCUUGAGAACUUUAUAAAUGAGAAGGACAAUGUUGGAAACACGCCACUGCAUUUGGCAACCAAGCAUAGACAUCCCAAGGUCGUAAGCUCUUUAACAUGGGAUAAAAGAGUUGAUGUGAAUCUUGUGAAUGAUUUAGGCCAGACUGCUUUGGACAUUGUAUUAUCAGUGGAGCCUCCAACUACAUUUGACCAGGCACUAAUUUGGACAACACUCAAAUCUGCUGGUGCACGACCAGCGGGAAAUUCAAAGUUCCCACCCAGUAGAUGUUGUAAACAGUAUUCUGAAUCACCUAAUACGGACAAGUACAAGGACAGGGUAAACACUCUUUUGUUGGUUUCGACCCUUGUUGCCACAGUGACAUUUGCUGCUGGUUUUACCAUGCCAGGUGGCUACAACAGCUCCGACCCAAAUGUCGGCAUGGCUGCCUUGCUGAUGAGAAAUAUGUUCCAUAUGUUCGUCAUCUGCAAUACCACUGCUAUGUAUACCUCCAUCCUCGCGGCAAUCAUCCUCAUCUGGGCACAGUUAGGUGAUCUCAAUUUGAUGGAUACUGCCCUCAGAUUUGCAUUGCCAUUCUUGGGGUUGGCCCUUACUGCGAUGUCCUUAGGCUUCAUGGCAGGUGUUUACCUGGUGGUCAGUAAUCUUCAUUGGCUUGCAAUUGUUGUCGUCAUUAUUGGAAUCAUCUGCCUUGUCGGUCUCCUAGUAUCCUUUUUUUUACUUUUCCUCCCAAGUAAGUCUACUAAUAGUAUCCUUAGGCACAUCUCCUAUUAUCCGUUUCUUAUAUUGGUAUGGGCAUCUAAAAGCCCCGAAAUGAAACGGGAAGAUUAGCUCGUCCUGUUGAUGAUGUCUGCUAGCUCCAUCUUCCCCUGUGUUUGUUGCUUCUUUCAGCAUUAUCUCGAUGACUUGGUAGACAAAGUAUGUUAUGUAUAAAUGCUUAGUGUGAUAUAUUGAUGGUGUUGUACAUGACCAUUUCUUAUAUAAAUCUAUGGUUUUUGGAUCUAUAA
Messenger RNA from Vitis vinifera (wine grape), 2753 nucleotides. Its product is annotated as protein ACCELERATED CELL DEATH 6-like. Gene Ontology annotation, cellular component: plasma membrane. NCBI's taxonomy places the organism in Eukaryota, Viridiplantae, Streptophyta, Magnoliopsida, Vitales, Vitaceae. The transcript is spliced from 3 exons. The record is from RefSeq and is a predicted model, not a curated record. Gene Ontology annotation, molecular function: protein phosphatase 1 binding; protein phosphatase regulator activity. The coding region runs from base 103 to 2577 and encodes 824 amino acids.